AUGGACGACUACCUUAAAGUGGGAAGCAUACAGCCGAACCUGGAUAUUCUCCAGCGUCCCGGCGCCGUAGGGGCACAAAGAUCGCAGUACCUCGCGCCAAACUUCAGCGAUAAGCAGCUCUAUCUCAGCGGCUAUGGGCGUCAUUGGGGAGAGAAAAUCACUUACUCCGUAGGACUGGCGUAUGGUUCUGGUAUGCUUCUGGGCGGGUCGUUCGGUAUGAUCAAGGGUAUAGCUAAGGGCGGCGCGACAAAGAAACUGUUUAUCAACUCGCUGCUAAACCUUUGCGGAACCUACGGACCGGGGCUGGGCAACCGCGCGGCGUGUGUCACGUUGCUCUAUUGCGCAAUCAACAGUACCAUCAAGCUAACGAGGAAUUCCGACGAGCACGAUCAAUACGUGGCUCCUGUGGCAGGCUUUGCCGCUGGCGCGUUGUACAAGUGCAAGGGAAGGUGGCCAGCGUUCGCCAGGUACUCCCUCGGAUCGGCUGCGGCAUUCACAGCAAUCGACUAUGCGCUGAGGAAUUCCUACCUCUGA
Babesia ovata is the source of this 534-nucleotide messenger RNA. Its product is annotated as mitochondrial inner membrane. The transcript has 2 exons. Gene Ontology annotation, molecular function: transmembrane protein transporter activity. Gene Ontology annotation, cellular component: mitochondrial inner membrane; TIM23 mitochondrial import inner membrane translocase complex. Gene Ontology annotation, biological process: protein import into mitochondrial matrix. The coding region runs from base 1 to 534 and encodes 177 amino acids. NCBI's taxonomy places the organism in Eukaryota, Apicomplexa, Aconoidasida, Piroplasmida, Babesiidae. The record is from RefSeq and is a predicted model, not a curated record.